Molecule: messenger RNA, 1092 nt
Organism: Fusarium falciforme
Lineage: Eukaryota; Fungi; Ascomycota; Sordariomycetes; Hypocreales; Nectriaceae
Exons: 5
Coding region: 1-1092 (363 amino acids)
Molecular function (GO): metallopeptidase activity
Source: RefSeq, a predicted model, not a curated record
AUGUCGUUCAAGUUCUCGCCCUCGUUGGCCCCUUGGCUGGCGAGGCUAACUAUUCUUCUCGGUUUCGUCUCUCCGACCAUUCAGGGUACCAUUUCUGCGCGAGCCGGCACCAUCGACGACGUCUUCCACAUUAAGACAGGCACUGAGAAGGGUGGCUGUGAUGACUACGACGUAGUUCAGUGGUGGAAUGACGGGCGCGUUCUCGCUGGCGCUGCAGACCAAGUUCUGAGGAAUGCCAGAACCUCCAAAGCUAAUGGUGUCACGAAUUCCGACAGUCAAAAGCACCUAUGGACCUUUUUCAAGCUCGAUGCGGCUGACGACUCUUUUGACUCUACUGUUGACGCCAUGAUUGUCAACAUAACAAAGGUGCGCAACGCCAUUGACGAUGAGUCAGAGGGCGAAGAUGGAGACGACAAGCCGUGGAUCUUUUGUGACAGCACCUUUCAAGCUGAGAUGAAAUGGACUGCCAUAGCUUUGAUCGAAGGCACAGGCGCCGAGGAUUCGGAGAAAAGGCAGAUGAGGAAGGUCUAUCCAGAUAUAUACCAGGUCAACUACUUGGAUGUCAAGAAGAAGAGAGACAAGGCGUCCAAGACUGAAAGAGCGAAGAUGUCCCAGCCCUUUGUCCCGUUCUGGUGCGACGACUUGAAGGCCUUCCGCUAUGAUGAGCCGGGCGACUACUGUUCCAAAGGUCGUGGCAAGCAGAAGACCAACAUGGGCGCCACCGACGACAACAUGCAGCCAAACACGAUCACCUUUUGUCCCAAAAACUGGGGGAAUGCCGUUCGCUACCCAAACAUGUUUCAGUUUCCUGAUGUGACGGCAGAAGGCGUGUCGAUGGAGGAAUAUACUGUCGAGGCCUUGACGUUUCUCCACGAAAUGUUCCACUUUGCGUUGGAGAACGAGAACACGCCAGACACGGCAUAUUUACUGGGUGAGAUCGUUGGGUCUGAUGUCCUCGCGGAAGGCGCAGCUAUCACACAGGAGCAGGCAAUCGCAAAUCCCGAGUCAUGGACCUUGUUUGCACUGGCAUGCUACCUUGGGACCCGGUUCGUUCCCAGAUUAUACCUGGGCCAGCACCAAGUCCAAGCUUAG